Molecule: messenger RNA, 6465 nt
Organism: Octopus bimaculoides (California two-spot octopus)
Lineage: Eukaryota; Metazoa; Mollusca; Cephalopoda; Octopoda; Octopodidae
Product: apoptosis-resistant E3 ubiquitin protein ligase 1
Biological process (GO): negative regulation of apoptotic process; protein polyubiquitination; ubiquitin-dependent protein catabolic process
Cellular component (GO): cytosol; cytoplasm
Molecular function (GO): ubiquitin protein ligase activity
Source: RefSeq, a predicted model, not a curated record
AAUGAGUGAAAGAGAGAGAGAGAGAUCCGGUAUUAUUUGUGAGGGGUGUCAACCGGGUUCGGUAACCGGCAAACUUCCCAAAACACGCACCGUCUCACUGACGUAUGACGUCACUAAGUCAUCCUGCGAUCAGGGAUCGGUUCUAGGCCAAGAAGUUGAUGGUUUUGUCGUGUUUGGGACCGAACACCGAAUCAGUAAUCCUCCCGUUUUGCCGCCCGGUACACUUAGUUUCGCUUUAAAAAAUAUUUUGUGUAUACAGUAUAUAUAAUAUAUUUUAUUGAAGAGACUUUUUCUGAUAUACACAUAUAUAUAGCUACACACACGCGUAUUUAUAGACACUGUUCCACGUAUAAAUAUACGUGUAUAUAUACGUGUAUAUAUACGUGUAUAUAUAAUCCUUUUUGUUUUUGUCCAUAUACAUGUUUCAUCUUUUGCUGUAGGCUGAACGAUCGCAUGUGACGAAUCAUCUGUUUCUUUCGAUCGCAUGCAUGAAUCUCCAUAAUGCAUAUCUGAAAUCCACACACACACACACACACAUGAAACAUAAAAGACGGAGAUAAAGCAUGUUUAUAUGUCACGUUUAGAAGGAAUUAUGAUGGCGGCGGUUGUGGUGUAUCAGAAAGGAUACCCAGAGACACUGGACAACAACAAUGCGAUUGGUGCAAGACGAUGUGCUGCAGUGACAGAUAUGCUGCACUGAUUCCUGAAGUGAAUAAUAAUAAUAAUAAUAAUGGUGGUGGUGGUGGCGGUGGUGAAAGUAGUAGUAGUAGUAAUGUGAUUACAAAUAAGAAGAGGAAGACGAAAGAGAAUCGAACGUGAGUUGAGGAGGAAGAAGUAAAGAAGACCAUUAUCUCCAUUGGUGAUGUUUGCAGAAACAGCAGCAACACCAACAUAAACAACUGCAACAACAGCAACGGCAGUAAUUUAAAGAGCAGUAGCAGCAGCUGUGAAAUCGACAACAUCAACAUCUGCAGCAGUUGUAAGAAGAAGAAGAGAAAGAACACUUAUUUGUAAAAUACCAAUAGCAACAAGAACGUUAUUUGCAAACAACAAGGAUUUUUAUUUGUGACAAUACGAUCGGCAUGGAUAUCGUUUGGGGGAACAACGACCGUGUUUAAUAACGCUAAGAAGAUAUUUGGAAGAUUUCAGGGGGGGAAAACAAAAUGAUGACCCUUCUUCCGUAUCAAGGAUUUUAACUUGCGGUGAGAAGAACAAAGAUACUUUUAACAACAACAGAAAGAAUAUUUGUCAAGACGGAAACGAAGGAAGAGAUAGAAGUACAUUUACACACACACACACACACACACACACACACAUACACGCACGCACACACACAUAUGCAGACAAACAGACAGACACGAAUCCUGAAGUAGUGGAAAUUUUCAAGAACGAAUGUUUUAGAAACAACAGCAACCAAACACGGAACAAGAAAGAUUUGAAUUUAAUUUUCUGAAAAGUGAAACAACCUGCAACGAGGACAACACAAUAAUAAUAAUAAUAAUAAUAAUAAUAAUAACUAUAAGGAACUAACCGUGCCAACCUCUACGUAUCCGCUCCCACUGCUAGAUGUAACGACCAAAUUAUCCUCAAAUUUCACAUUUGGAAGAAGAAAAAAAAAGACAUUGGAUAAAGUAGUCUUCCAUUAAAUUGUGGUUGGAAAAAUUAAGACGGAAUGAUGAUAGGUAAAUCGCCUUUGACCAUUGAUCUUUUAGAUUGGGGUUGACCGCAGCCAAACAACAUUACUACUCCGGAUACAGAAGCAGCUUACCGCAAUAUUACUGUGAUAACGGACACGAAGCAUGCUAUAUAUAUAUGUGGGUAUAUAAAAUAUAUCUGAUAUUAUAUAUCAAUAUGUUUGUGUAAUGAAGGUAAGGCAGUUGAGCAACGGGAGUCUGAGAGUAACUGUUGCUUCUUCAGUAACAAACGGGGAUUACGUUUUCCCCACCACCACCAGCACGUCUCCUAAUUGUAUUACCAUUUUAUGGCACCGAGAUUCAGACAUGACGUUACAGCACAGUUCGUCUGGUCAGGCAUGGACAUUAUUCUAUACAGUUCUUCCAAUACAGCUGUUUACAUGAUUGAUAAUAGCAACUGGCCAUAACUCGGAACAUUAGCAGAAAAAACCCCCCCACUCUGUCUGACAUAACCAACAGACACAAUUUCAUUAAAACAAAACCACCACACACACUAUAUAUAUAUAUAUACACGCGCACAUACAUUCACACAUUAACAACAAUAAACAUUUACACAUACAUACGCACGUAUCUACCUGUCUGUUUACACACAAAACUACAAUAAUACACUGAAUGUAUCAAUAACAUUAUACACACAAACACUCUCUCUCUCUCAGACACACACCGAUAACAGCAUAUUACUGCAUUUUGAUGUAUACAUCCAUUAUUAACAACUCCGACAAUCUAUUUUAUAUUAUACAUACAUACACAAACUAAAUAAACUAUGAAACCAAUGAAGGCACAUCUAUAUGGUCACUAGACUUACUAGAAAUAGCUGUUGAAUUUCCGAUAUAUCACACUCUACCGACUUUUUCUAUCAAGCGAAAGGGAAGGAAAUACAAAAUAAUGUGGCCAUAAAAAAAAAGGGAUGAUCACGGUUAAAAUGUGUUUUAAAUCAGAACUGAACUGGUGCUAACCCAACAACACAGCUACAAAGUGAGCCAGUAAAACGUACGCAAACACAAUAACGAUCCAAAUAAACGGAAAGAAGAGAAGAAACAAAGACAGCGUGUAAGAGAUGGCAGACGGCUACAAGAGACAGUUUUUAUUGUUGGUGCUGUGUACAUCGUUAUGGUUGGAACAGAUGUUAGCAGAAUCUUAUGACGGUCACCAACGAGACGAUGGCCAGCAGCAAGGACAGUAUAAUAAUCAUCACCAUCACAAUCAUGAUUAUUACCAUCAUCAUCAACAGCAGUAUCCUUAUGACGGCAGCGACCUGUCCGUUUGGUUGGAGAAACACAGACUUGCCGAGUACACGGACUUAUUGUCAUCAGCAGGCGUCUCUUCACUUGACCAGUUUGCUGCCUUCGAUGAAAAGAAACAUAAAAGUUUCCAAGUCCUUUCCACACUGGAACUGGGGAAGAUCCGAAGGGCCAUUAACCUGCUGCAAGGUGAGAAACAACUGCAGGAGUGGUUACACACUCGGGGACUCCUUAACUACUUUUCCAGUUUAAAAGCCCUGUCUGUCGAGAAUCUCACCCACCUGAACCAGUUAAAAGAUGAACACCUUCGCAUGAUCACACAACAUGAUCGCAGCCAAAAGGAUUAUUUAACUUUUAAGAAAGCAAUUGCUGAUCUCAGGGCGAAAGAGAAGAAAGAACUUGGAAGUAUUUACCGUUAUUGGGUUGUUUUCGUCUGGUUGAUGUUUUCAGCUAUUGUGGGCCUUGCUAUGAUGUCAUUGUAUGGAACAGUGACCUGGUUUCAGACCACGCCAAACAGCAAGACAAGAUUUCUGGACUUCUUCAUCGGCAAGUAUCCAGCGCCUCAGUCUUGCAGAGUCAUUUGGGAUUGGACAGAGCCACAGUUUGUUGGCAAAACAAUGACCUUUACUGUGAAGUUUUAUCAAAAAAACGGUAAACCUUACCCAGUGUCAAAUUACGACAACAUUGUUGUUGAAAUUUUACACCUUGGUGCCAAGGUGACCACAACAAUUGAUUUUGGCAGUGAAGAACCAGAAAAGUCAAAUGAGGCGAGGGUGUCGUUCACAGUUCACCGUUCCGGAGAAUACCUCAUAUCUGUCUUGGUUGGAUUUAUGCAUAUCAAAGGCAGCCCUUUCAAAAAGUCUUUCCAGCCAGGCGCCAUCGAUGCCACAAAGACCAAAUUCAUGAAUUACAGUUCAACAGUGGUAUGCACUCUCGGUACCUCGCACCCCUUAAUGAUUGAGACCCGAGAUAUGUUUGGUAAUUUGACCCCUUACAAAACGGACCACCAGAACUACUUUAAAAUAAGAGUAAGAGAGACCGGCACAAAUUGCCGACAUAAUCCUGUGACACAAAUCUUCUAUGACACAACCAGUAAAAGGUUGACCAUGCACAUCUGUAUGGAGAAAGGAGGGAGCUUCCAGGCUGUCGUCACCUACGGAGAUGUCAAGUUGAAGAAUGGUGAAUUCAACAUACUUGUACUGAACUUAAAUGACACAACAAGAGUGAAGAAGAAUCUUGCAAAGCGAAGUCAUGACAUUUGGUACGAGGCAAGGCUUCUGUCUUGCAACCAUGAACGCCUGGAGAAACCCAAGAAGGUUUAUGUCUAUAUGUCUCCAAAGCAAUUAACACUGAAAGAAUAUUAUUUCUUCUUAUUUUCAAAAAAGCUUUUUACAUUCCGUGUUUGUCCAUCAACUAAGUUUUACUUCAAUGGCUUCAUCAACCAGUAUGAUAAUGAGCCUGUCUUUACCAUAGACGAUGGUUCGCAACCCCCUGUUGUCCUGGCGGCCAAAGAACGCAACAUCAUUGCUGCCACUUUUACCAGUUUCUUACUGAAGAACAUCGGAGGCUCUGAGACGUUCCAGGAUAAACAGAAUUUCUUUAAUCAUGAGAUCCGUCAGCUUCAUCACAAACGAGCCCAUGACCGCUUACAAUUCACAACUAACCGGCACAACAUUUUACAAAGUUCCUACAAAGUCACCAAAAAUUUCGACGUAUCAGAUUGGUGUCGGAAUUUUGAAAUCACAUUCUUUGGCGAAGAAGGUCUGGACUGGGGUGGACUGAGACGAGAAUGGUUUGAAAUUCUGUGUACGGAACUGUUUGAUCCAAAUGCUUCAGGCCUUUUCAAAAGAUUUGCAGCAGACGAUUCACAAGGUCUGGUCCACCCCAAUAACAAACGUCUGCUAACACAGAAGCCAAAAUACUAUGAAUUUGCCGGCAAGAUAGUUGCCAAAUGUCUCUAUGAGUCGUCCCUGGGUGGUACCUACAAGCAGCUGGUGAAGGCCAAAUUCUCUCGAUCAUUCCUUGCCCAACUCAUUGGUUUACGUGUCAAUUACAAGUAUUUUGAAACUGAUGAUCCAGAACUCUACAAGACCAAAAUUUUAUACAUUGAAGAAAAUGAUGUUUCUGACAUGGAGCUGACAUUCUCUGAAGAGGAAUAUAACGAGGAAACUGGACAGUUAAUAAGGGUUGUCGAUCUCAUUCCAAACGGUUCCAAGAUUCUUGUGACCAACAAAAACAAACUCUGGUACCUGGAUCUCCUCGCUGAACAUCGACUUUCGGCAUCGGUGAAAGAGGAAGUGGACAGCUUUCUGCGGGGCCUCAAUGAACUCAUUCCUGACAACCUGUUAAGUAUCUUUGACGAGAAUGAACUCGAGCUAUUAAUGUGUGGUACAGGUAACUACAGUAUAACUGACUUCAGACAACAUCACUCUGUAUGUGGCACCUCUCCAGCCUUUGGCAAAGUGCUCGAUUGGUUUUGGACAAUUGUUGCCAGCUUCACUGAAGAACAAAUGGCCAGACUUCUGCAAUUCACCACAGGUUGUUCCCAGUUGCCACCUGGAGGGUUUUCAGAGCUGAACCCCAAGUUUCAAAUCACUGCUGCUCCCACAUUUAACACAUUACCAACUGCACACACCUGCUUCAACCAGUUGUGUCUCCCAGAUUAUGAUUCCAUCGACAAAUUCCACAAAGCCCUAAUGAUAGCAAUUAAUGAAGGCAACCAGGGAUUUGGAAUGGUCUAACAAAGGACAAAGGGGACAGGGUAGGGGGGAGAGAGCGGCUGUGGGUGGGUGGAAGGGAAAUGUUUAUAGGAGGAGGUGGAGGGAGAGGAGGAGGUAGAGCAUUGAGUGAAAGUGGCCAAUGUGAUAAGUUGGGAAAUAAGUGUGUGUGUGGGGAGGAUGUGGAGUGAAAGUGUUCCAUUUCUUGUGUGUGAGUGUGAGGAAAUCUGCCACAGCAAAUUUCAUUUGACCCAGGCAAGCCUGGACAACUGGACGUUAAAAUGAUGUUGUUGAUGAUAGUGAUGAUGAUGAUAUCUUGACUACCGAUGUUAAUGAAGUGCCAUUGACAAGACAACUGGACCGCUCUGUGCCCCGCCCUUCACAUAUAUAUCUUGUCCUUCCUUCCUUCCUUCCUUUCUCUCACCUUCUGUGAUCUUGGUUUGUUCAAGGUGCACCUAGAAAGUGGUCCCACGCCCAACUCUUCUUUGACUCCUGACAGCAACAAAAGUGCACUGAGAUAACCUCGCUGACUGCAGUGAAGGAAAAAAGUAUAAACACAGUUUAUGCGAUGUGCAAAGUUGGCCCUCAAAGAGGUGUGUGUGUGUGUGGAUUUUUAAUCUCAUGGAAUAUUAAAAAUACAGUUUGGUUUGGUUGGUGGGGGUGGGGAGGAUCCUGCUGAAUUUUUGAUGGAAAAGGAGGUGGGGGAGGCUCUCAUUCUGCAGGAUAAUUUUAAAAAAAACAGAAAAAAAAUAAUUAAAAACAAAAGGAAAAAAAUAUUCACAAUACACACAGACUAACCAUUUGUAAUGAUUA